CUCAAUGCAGGCGGGCGGAGAGGCGGCGCGGCGUUGUUUUGUCGCCUCGAAUUCACUCAGCGGCGUUCGAGCGGACGCCCCUCCGAGCACCAUGAGCGCGUCAGGGCUGCCCGGGAGCAUCGACAGCGGCGGCGGGUCGGGGCUGCCUCCGCUGCCCAAGAGCCUGAGCGGGUUACUGAAUUCUUCUUCCAGCGGAGGCGCCCCGGGCGGAGCCGGGGGGCGCUGGAGGGACCUCGAGCGGCUCUACGCGCAGAAGUCUCGGAUUCAGGACGAGCUGAGCCGGAGAGGUAGUGGCGGCGGCGGCGGCGGCGGCGGAGGGGGGCGAGGAUCUCCUCGCCCGCCGAAGCCUCCCAACCUAGACGCCGCCUUGGCCCUGCUCCGUAAAGAGAUGGUUGGCCUCCGGCAGCUAGACAUGUCAUUACUGUGUCAACUCUACUCUCUUUAUGAGUCAAUUCAGGAAUAUAAAGGUGCCUGCCAAGCAGUAUCAAGUGCAGACUGUGCAUAUGCACUGGAAAACGGCUUUUUUGAUGAGGAAGAGGAAUUUUUUUAAAACGAGUAUUUCUUAGCAGAGCCAUUUCUUUGAGCGCAGAUGGAGUUGGCAGUUAAGAGAUGAGCACUGUUUAAUUGGAACUCAAAGUGCAUCCCUGCUUCUGCUGAAGAAUUGUUCCAUUUAUUUCUGGCGUGCUGUUUAACCCAGGUUACACAUUUAACCUGCUUUAGGAAAGCAAAGUGCAAUGGAUUUUGAAGCCGCCUGAAGCGUGCGUGACAGGUCAUGUCAGUAUAAUUUGUGCACAGGGUGUUUCUAGAUGGCAGAUGCUGACAAGUAUCCUUUUAUAAGCAGUGGCGUGCCAUCAUACCUGAAAGCAACGUCAUCUCAAAUAUUCUGACAUGUAAAGUGGUAGUUAUAUAGUUUCUGUGUUUGUAACCAUUGAAUAGACCUCAUUACCUUAAACAACAACACCUUUUUAAAGCCUCUGAUCUGUGGGAUUGGAGUUUUACCUGUUCUAUACCACAUAGGAUGAAUUCUGUAACAUCUCAAUUUUCUAAACCUGUUCCAAAGUUUUUUACUUGUGUUGGUGAUUCAAUUCCCUUUCUUUCUAAUGUCAGAAUGACUUUUAUUUAAACCAAUGUAAUAAAAAUUGUGUAACACUUCCUCUAUUUUUACUCAAAUGCAGUAAGAGCAAACCAGACUAGCUCAUCGUACGGCUUGCAGCUCCAUUAGCUUACACAACUGUUAUUUAGUUGCUUAUUGUUCAGUUAGUAACUUUUAAAGUUUUACAUACAUGGAUUAACAGCAACAUUUGUAGUACUAACAUGCUUUAGUACUACAAAUGGUGAACUUGUUUCUUACAAUCCAAAAGGACCUUCAUGUGUAGGUUAUUAUAUGCAGUUUUGCUUUUUGUAUUGUAACAACUGGAACUGAAAUUUGUUACGCUUUUUAAUGGAUGUGUAAAUUAGCGGAGGAAUCCAAGGAAGGUUGCAUGGCUGCCUUUGUGGACUAAAGUGAAUUCUGAAACCCACAGCCUACCUCACAUGAAGAAGUUUAUAGGAACCCUGAGCAGAAGACGGAAACCUCUGAACUGAUCUUGCUUUGUGUAGAAGUGGUGAGAACCUCAUUGAUUUCAGCUUCCUGGAAUAUUUCCAUAAAUAAUAUAUGCAGCAGGAAUGUGUAUUGCCAUGCAGCUGCAUGGUACCAUGUAAGUAACUGAUUUGUUUUCAUGUGGAAGACCUGUUUUAGGAUCUGGAAAUGUAUUUUCAACCUCAAAGGGGAGAAGUGAGAAUAUAACAGUAAAUAAUAAAUGAAA
Candoia aspera is the source of this 1805-nucleotide messenger RNA. It is a transcript of the gene FAM89A, whose product is annotated as family with sequence similarity 89 member A. The record is from RefSeq and is a predicted model, not a curated record. The transcript is spliced from 2 exons. The coding region runs from base 5 to 550 and encodes 181 amino acids. NCBI's taxonomy places the organism in Eukaryota, Metazoa, Chordata, Lepidosauria, Squamata, Candoiidae.